Messenger RNA from Nerophis lumbriciformis (worm pipefish), 1831 nucleotides. RefSeq names its product protein mono-ADP-ribosyltransferase TIPARP-like. Gene Ontology annotation, cellular component: nucleus. The record is from RefSeq and is a predicted model, not a curated record. Lineage: Eukaryota; Metazoa; Chordata; Actinopteri; Syngnathiformes; Syngnathidae. Gene Ontology annotation, molecular function: metal ion binding; NAD+ poly-ADP-ribosyltransferase activity.
GGAACUUUCUCUUUGCAGUCCACAUUGUCCCUGCAGUCAACGUUCAGGAGCCGAGAAGCCAGACUAACCAACCCCUUCCAAGUCAGCAUCCACUUGACCCAGAAGACCAGCAGCUUCACCCAGCAGCUCCCCAUCAGCAUGACCUCGCCCAAGGUUGUGAAACAUGGCUCGACCCACAAGACCUGUGCGUUACUCAGCAUCUCGGAUAACGUGCUUCAGCCUUCCCCUCCUGGUCUGGCGCCCCCAGAUGGCCAAGCGUCUCCAUCGCCAGCCGCCCAGAUCACCUCCGAGUCCCCUGCACAGCCGCUUUUGUUCCACACAAAGAGCUUGAACGACGUGGAGAUCUGCGACAGUUUCCUGCUGGGGAAGUGCCCCGAGGGGACGUCGUGUCCAAAGCAUCACACGGCCUUGCCAUUCCACUGGCAGCUGUGGUGCCUCAAGACGCUGACCUGGGUGGAUGUGCAAUCUUCUGCCCAAGUUCUCCUGGAGCGUAGGUACUGCCAAGUGGACCGGAACAUUGCCUGCCUCCAUGACGGGAAAAUGAUCUACACUGUGGAAUUCAACACCAUGGAGAUAUCCUGCUCGUCCAAGUACAGCAGAGUCAGACGUCUGAGCAACUCGGAGAGUCACCCGUACUUCCCCGCCAAGUGGCGCAUCUACUGGAGGGAAAUCUUAGAAUGGAAGGAGUACACCCAGGACCAGUCCGACUUUCUCCUUAGGAAAAUUAGCCAGAAGGAGCCACACUGUUCUUUAAUCAUCGAUGCCCAGAAGUACAAGGUGGACUUUACCAACAUGACCCAAAUCAAUGUCAAGACCGGCUACAAGAGGGAUGUCCGCUGCGUAGCAGUUUACCGCUCGCCUGAAUCUAUGCACCCUUACUUGAAGACAGAGCCUGCCCAGCCUCUCCUUCAGCCGAACUUUAGUGUGGACCCUCUGGAGGACUUCACCUCCUUGUACCCUCCAGUGUGGUCUUUAGACUCAAAGCAGGACAUGAACCUGGUGAAUGUUCCGGCCUGUUCAAGGGCCUUCAAGACUGUCCAGAAAGUCUUCACCGAGGGUCUGCAUAAGACCAUGGUGGACAUUGUCAGCAUCUAUAUGGUCCAGAAUGCCCUGCAUUGGGACAAGUAUCAAAGGAAAAAGGUGUCCAUGCAGAAAAAGCAUGACAGCUGCCAGGAACCCUUGGAGCGCCAUCUCUUCCACGGCACUAAACAAAGGGCCGUCAAUGACAUCUGCCAGAACAACUUCGACCCGCGUAGGGGUAACGGCUCUUACUUUGCCGCCUCAGCCGAAACGUCCUAUCAGUUCACGACUUCGGGGGAGCCUGAUGGGGUCCGCCACAUGUUCUUAGCAAAAGUCCUGGUGGGGAAGAUGAUCUUGAACCCGUAUUCUUGGCAAGACCGCUACGACGCCUGUGUUAACAAAGCAUAUUUGCCCGACGAGUUUAUAGUCUCUGACAGCUGCCAGAUCUACCCCUACUUCCUCAUCAAAUUCAAAGAUGCGUCCCACUUCAUUGACAUUUGACGCAGUCCACGUUGGCAAAGAAUAUUCCGUUUGUCAUCCACAAAGAAAGUGAAGCACUGACAUGUACCAGGCGGUCUAUUUCUGGGCGUACCAGAGAGAAAAAAAAGGUACUUAGUCGGAUAAGGCGUUCACUGACCUCGUUUGAUUCAAGAUCACAUAAGAGUAUCUUUAACAUGUUUCUCUCUUUAAACCACAUUGCAUUUCUUAAGAUUUUAAAUAUUAUCUAUUCGCAACUGGCACUUAAUUAACAAAAGUUUUGCUUGUGAAUGAUUAUAAUUAUUGACUAUAUAAAAGUUGUUGUUCAAAAUGA